Molecule: messenger RNA, 708 nt
Organism: Ricinus communis (castor bean)
Lineage: Eukaryota; Viridiplantae; Streptophyta; Magnoliopsida; Malpighiales; Euphorbiaceae
Product: H/ACA ribonucleoprotein complex subunit 2-like protein
Exons: 4
Coding region: 123-596 (157 amino acids)
Biological process (GO): snRNA pseudouridine synthesis; rRNA pseudouridine synthesis
Cellular component (GO): nucleolus; box H/ACA snoRNP complex
Molecular function (GO): box H/ACA snoRNA binding
Source: RefSeq, a predicted model, not a curated record
AAAUCAUUUUAAGCUUAAACCCUACUACAUAUAAUAGCCGAAGCACACAAACGCAGAGAGGACGGACCGCAAAAACCCUAGUCUUCACAUAACUUUCACUGCGCUAGAGAGAGAGAAGAGAGAUGGGAAGCGAUAGUGAAGCAGAAAGAUCGCAUAAGCAUGAGAAGGAGAAGAAAAAGAUUAUAGCUUUAUCACCUAUUGCCAAGCCACUUGCUGGCAAAAAGCUCUGCAAGAGAACUCUCAAGCUAGUUCGCAAAGCUGCUGAACACAAAUGCUUGAAGAGAGGAGUGAAAGAGGUGGUCAAAAGUAUCCGUCGUGGUCAUAAAGGGUUAUGCGUCAUAGCUGGCAACAUAUCUCCUAUUGAUGUAAUCACUCAUGUUCCAAUCUUGUGUGAAGAGGCAGACAUUCCAUAUGUAUAUGUUCCCUCAAAAGAAGAUCUUGCAAAUGCUGGAGUUACCAAGAGGCCUACAUGUUGUGUUCUGGUGUUAACCAAGCCUCCCAAGGGAGAAAUUCCCCAGGAGGAACAAGAGAAACUAAAGGCAGAUUUUUCUCAGGUUGCGGCGGAUGUGUCUGAGCUUGCAUCCUCUCUUUUCUGAUCAACAACAUGACACAUUUAAUGUAGCUUUUAUCCAAUUUUUAAACUUGAUGUUGGCUGAUGUAAUAUGUAGUUGUUAAUGUCGUCUAUUGCAUUUGGAUAAGUUGCCAAGA